UCCUGGUACCUGGGUCCGGAGGGCUGCGAGCGCCAUGGGGACAGCCUCAUCGCUCGUGAGCCCCGCGGGCGGGGAGGUAAUCGAGGACACUUACGGGGUGGGCGGAGGCGAGGCCUGCGAGAUCCCGGUGGAGGUGAAACCCAAGGCCCGACUGCUGCGCAGCUCGUUCCGCCGGGGCGCGGGAGCGGGAGCCGCGGGGGCCGGGCCCGGGUCGCUGCCCCGCGGGGCGGGCGGCGGCGGACUGCUGGGGGCCAGCUUCAAGUCCACCGGCUCGUCGGUGCCCGAGCUGGAGUACGCGGUGGCUGAGUACGAGCGGCUGAAGAAGGAGUAUGAGAUCUUCCGGGUCAGCAAGAACCAGGAGUUGCUGUCCAUGGGCCGCCGAGAGGCCAAGCUGGACACGGAGAACAAGCGGCUGCGGGCCGAGCUGCAGGCACUUCAAAAAACUUAUCAGAAGAUACUUCGGGAAAAGGAGAGUGCUUUAGAAGCCAAAUACCAAGCAAUGGAAAGGGCAGCUACAUUUGAACAUGACAGAGAUAAAGUUAAAAGGCAAUUCAAGAUUUUUAGGGAGACCAAAGAAAAUGAAAUUCAGGACUUACUGAGAGCCAAGCGAGAGUUGGAGAGCAAACUUCAGAGGCUACAAGCGCAGGGGAUCCAAGUAUUUGAUCCUGGGGAGUCUGAUUCAGAUGACAACUGUACAGAUGUUACUGCUGCUGGAACCCAGUGUGAAUAUUGGCCUGGUGGAGCCUUGGGAAGUGAACCUUCCAUAGGGAGUAUGAUCCAGCUUCAGCAAUCCUUCAGGGGCCCAGAGUUCGCACAUAGUUCUAUAGAUGUAGAAGGACCCUUUGCAAACGUCAACAGAGAUGACUGGGAUAUUGCUGUAGCUAGCUUAUUACAAGUUACUCCCUUGUUUUCACAUUCUCUAUGGAGUAACACUGUCAGAUGUUACCUCAUUUAUACAGAUGAAACCCAGCCUGAAAUGGAUCUUUUUCUUAAGGACUAUUCACCUAAACUUAAAAGAAUGUGUGAGACAAUGGGAUAUUUUUUCCAUGCUGUAUAUUUUCCAAUAGAUGUUGAAAAUCAAUACCUCACUGUAAGAAAAUGGGAAAUUGAGAAGAGUUCAUUAGUUAUCUUAUUCAUUCAUUUAACUUUACCAAGCCUUUUAUUGGAAGACUGUGAAGAAGCUUUUCUGAAAAAUCCUGAAGGCAAACCACGAUUAAUUUAUCAUCGUUUGGAGGAUGGGAAAGUCAGUUCCGACUCUGUCCAGCAAUUGAUUGACCAAGUUGCCAACCUGAACAAGACCAACAAAGCCAAGAUCAUUGAUCACACAGGAGAUCCUGCAGAAGGUGUAUAUAAAACUUACAGUUAUGUGGAAAAGAUUAUUAAACAGGACAUCCUAGGCUUUGAGAACACAGACCUGGACACUAAGGAUUUGGGCAGUGAAGAUUCUAUUCCAGAAGAAGACGAUUUUGGCGAUGUUCUAUGGGACAUACAUGAUGAACAAGAGCAAAUGGAAACUUUUCAACAGGCUUCAAAUUCAGCCCAUGAGUUGGGAUUUGAGAAAUAUUAUGAACGCCUCAAUGAUCUAGUGGCAGCACCAGCACCAAUUCCACCCCUGCUCAUAUCUGGAGGACCAGGCUCUGGAAAGUCUCUGCUUUUAUCAAAGUGGAUUCAAUUACAACAGAAGAAUUCCCCUAAUACACUAAUUCUUUCUCAUUUUGUGGGGAGGCCCAUGUCAACCAGCUCAGAGUCUUCCUUGAUUAUUAAACGACUUACUCUAAAGCUGAUGCAGCACUCUUGGUCAGUGUCUGCUCUGACCCUGGAUCCUGCGAAGCUUCUGGAAGAAUUUCCUCGUUGGCUGGAAAAACUCUCUGCGCGUCAUCAAGGCAGCAUCAUCAUCAUUAUUGAUUCUAUAGAUCAAGUUCAGCAAGUUGAAAAACACAUGAAAUGGCUGAUAGAUCCCCUGCCAGUGAAUGUAAGAGUAAUUGUUUCUGUGAAUGUAGAAACAUGCCCUCCAGCAUGGAGGUUGUGGCCUACACUUCAUCUUGAUCCUUUAAAUCCGAAAGAUGCAAAAUCUAUUAUAAUUGCAGAGUGCCACUCUGUAGACAUUAAAUUGAGUAAAGAGCAGGAGAAGAAGCUAGAACGACAUUGUCGUUCUGCUGCAACCUGCAAUGCCCUGUAUGUCACCCUUUUCGGCAAAAUGAUUGCAUGUGCUGGGAGAUCAGGCAAUUUAGAUAAAAUUCUUCAUCAGUGUUUCCAGUGUCAAGAUACAGUUUCAUUAUACAGACUUGUUCUGCGAUCCAUCCAGGAGUCCAUGACGAAUGAUAUGGAUAAAGAACUCAUGAAACAGAUUCUCUGCCUCAUAAAUGUUAGUCAUAAUGGUGUGAGUGAAUCAGAGUUGAUGGAACUCUAUCCAGAGAUGUCCUGGGCUCUCUUGACCUCCCUUAUUCACAGUUUACACAAACUGUGUUUGUUGACUUAUGGUUGUGGCUUGCUCAAGUUUCAACAUCUACAGGCUUGGGAAACAGUGAGACUAGAGUACAUGGAAGAUGCCACCAUUAUUUCUUCUUAUAGGCAGAAGCUAAUCAACUACUUCACCAUGCAGCUAAGUCAGGACCCAGUGACCUGGAGAAGCGCAGAUGAACUCCCGUGGCUUUUUCAGCAGCAGGGAAGUAAACAGAGGUUGCACGAUUGUCUUCUCAAUCUCUUUGUGUCUCAAAACCUUUAUAAAAGAGGACAUUUUGCUGAGUUGCUGAGCUACUGGCAGUUUGUGGGCAAAGACAAAAGCGCGAUGGCAGCCGAGUACUUCGAUUCACUGAAGCAGUAUGAGAAAAACUGUGAGGGCGAGGAGAACAUGAUGUGCUUAGCAGAUCUCUAUGAAACCCUGGGGCGCUUCCUCAAGGACCUGGGCCUGCUCAGUCAGGCUGUGGUACCUUUGCAGAGGUCUCUAGAAAUUCGAGAAACAGCUUUGGAUCCAGAUCACCCAAGAGUAGCUCAGUCCCUUCACCAGUUGGCAAGUGUGUAUGUGCAGUGGAAGAAGUUUGGCAACGCAGAGCAACUGUACAAACAGGCAUUAGAAAUCUCUGAAAAUGCCUAUGGUGCAGACCAUCCACAUAUUGCUCGUGAACUUGAGGCACUUGCAACUUUGUACCAGAAACAAAAUAAAUAUGAACAAGCUGAACAUUUUAGGAAAAAAUCCUUUAAGAUUCGUCAAAAAGCUACAAGGAGAAAAGGCAACUUGUAUGGAUUUGCCCUUUUGCGUAGACGGGCCCUACAGUUAGAAGAGCUUACCUUAGGUAAGGACACACCGGACAAUGCUCGGACCCUCAAUGAACUGGGUGUUCUCUACUAUCUUCAGAAUAACUUGGAGACAGCUGACCAGUUCCUGAAACGUUCCUUAGAAAUGAGGGAGCGCGUUCUGGGACCAGAUCACCCUGACUGUGCCCAGUCUUUGAAUAACCUGGCGGCUCUAUGCAAUGAAAUGAAACAGUAUGAUAAGGCGGAAGAACUUUAUGAAAGAGCUUUAGACAUUCGGAGACGAGCGCUAGCUCCUGAUCACCCUUCUUUGGCUUACACAGGGAAGCAUCUCGCAAUCUUGUAUAAGAAAAUGGGGAAACUUGACAAAGCUGUACCUUUGUACGAGCUGGCUGUUGAAAUCCGGCAGAAAUCCUUUGGCCCAAAGCACCCUAGUGUAGCUACUGCCUUGGUGAACUUAGCUGUUCUCUAUAGCCAAAUGAAAAAACACAUUGAAGCCUUGCCACUGUAUGAAAGAGCAUUAAAGAUUUACGAAGACAGCCUGGGUCGGAUGCAUCCUCGAGUUGGAGAAACUUUAAAAAAUUUAGCUGUGCUCAGCUAUGAAGAAGGGGAUUUUGAAAAAGCUGCUGAACUGUACAAAAGAGCGAUGGAAAUAAAAGAAGCAGAAACGUCACUUUUGGGUGGAAAAGCUCCUUCCCGACACUCAUCGAGUGGAGAUACAUUUAGUGUAAAAACAACCCAUUCUCCUAAUGUUUUCCUUCAUCAAGGACAAAGUUAAAAGAAUUAACUUCCCAGUUGUGUGGGAUCCAGGGCUACAGACGCUAGAAUCCUAAGAUGCCAUGAAGAAUGAGUUGGUCUCUAUUCAACAAGAGCUGGCAGAGCAGUUAUGCAGGGAGUUCAAGAACUACAAGAUUCUUUUCAUCUCUCAUAAGUACUUUACCUCACCAUUCCUUAUGUUCCUUUUCAGCAGUAGUCUGGCCCAGUUCUCUACCUCAAAGAAAAGUUUCAAGGAAUAAAGGGAUAAUGUUUAUGAAAAGUAUGAAUUGUCUUCUGUAAAAUGACUAGUAACAAGAAUCUCUGUUACUUUUUUUUUUCUUUCAAAUUCUACCUUUUCCUUGAGCAGAUUGGGCCAAGUCCUCUGCUUUCUGUGCUCUGUACAUUGUAUAUUAUUUGUCUGUGUAGUAUAUAUCUGCAUAAUCUGAAGUAAUUAAUGCAACAAAUCAAGCUUGUUGGCAUUCUUUGGCCUUACCCAAAAUAUGGACGUGACAUUCUCUUCUUUUUUCUUAAAUGGCCUAAAUCUAUCUCUUCAUUUAUCUCCAACUCAAAUUAGUCUGCCUUUUAUACUGAAAAUUAAAUAUUUUUUAUAGUUUUUGUAAAUAUUGCCACAUUUUGGAUAUUAUUUUGUACCAUCCAUGUAUUUAUAUACAAUAAAAUCUUUAAUUUUAAUACUUGGUAAAAGACAUAAUAACCAUACUCCACUGUUUUAAAAUAAAAGUGCAAUUUUAAGUUCCCCCUUUUCUACUCAAUACAAGAGGGUUAUAUAACUAAGAAGUACAUUACCAAAAGGACUGCAUGUUGUUACUACUCGCUGAGUAGUUUGCUCCACUUGAGCUUUGGUGACUGUAUAGGCUUUUGGUGAUUUUAAGGCCUGGCUACUCACAGGGUGGUCCAUGAACCCACCAUCUGGAAGCUUGCUAAAAAUUCACUCUUGAGAUUCUCCCCAGACCUACUAAAUCAGAAUCAAUUUAGCUAGAUCCUUGGAUGAUUCAGGUGCACAUAAAAAAGCAAUGGUCUAACUCUAAGGCACUACAGUGGUGACUGAAAAGAAAUUAGGUAGGGUCUUAUAAAGCAAACAGCCUUCUUCCCCCUCUUUUGAGAGACAUUCAAGAGGGGGGAAAAAAACCAAAUAUGACCAUAAGACAUCUUUCUGAGUUUGCCAGCUAUGAAAGGCACAAAGUAAUUUAAUUUACAAAUAUACCAAACAUUGAUUUUAUAAUUAAGCUACUUAAGAGUUUAAAAUUUGAUUAUUUGGUGAUAAUAGUAAAUUAAUACAAGUAAUAUAUUAAAUUUAAAUGCUAAAACUGCUUUAGAAAAUAAUUUGAGAUCAAUGUACUAGAAGAACCUUGAAAAAAGGCAAAACUAGCAAAAGAGUAAUAUCCAUUUAGUAGCAGUAACAAAAUUUGGACUUGAAAAAAACAGAAAAAUGGAAACUUUUCAUAGUCUUCAAGUUAAUGUUAUGGUAAAGUUAUUAUGGUAAAAAUUCACUAAUUAUAUCUGGGGCGUAAUGUCUAUUUCAAAAAGUUUAAGUUCAAAUAUAAUUUUUAAAGCUAUUUUGAUCAUACUACUUAAUUGUACUACCAGCUCAGAUAUUUUAAUAUAGAAUGCCUACUUAUGAAGAAAAAAAUAGCUGGGGCAGACAUUUAUGUGUAUUUGAGGUUCUCAAAUUGGAAUAUUAUGUUCACUUUAAUAUACACCUUCAUGAUGAAAAAGGUAGCUUUCAACAACUCAUAGUUAUAAAACUGAAUUGCUAGGAUCCAAAUUAUGGUAGUUAUAAUUAAUUUUAUUAAUAAAACUUUAUAGAAAGGAAUUUAAAAAUGCAAUUUGGGAGAGGUCAAAGCUUCGUUAAUAAAUACUCCUAAAUGAGAUCAACCAAAGGACUUGUAUGCAUGCAUAUAAGCAUAACCAAUGGAUGCAA
This is a messenger RNA of Myotis myotis, 5947 nucleotides long. RefSeq names its product nephrocystin 3 (gene NPHP3). Lineage: Eukaryota; Metazoa; Chordata; Mammalia; Chiroptera; Vespertilionidae. Bases 35 to 4030 code for a protein of 1331 amino acids. The record is from RefSeq and is a predicted model, not a curated record. The transcript is spliced from 28 exons. Gene Ontology annotation, biological process: convergent extension; determination of left/right symmetry; kidney development. Gene Ontology annotation, molecular function: protein binding.